Molecule: messenger RNA, 2359 nt
Organism: Populus nigra (black poplar)
Lineage: Eukaryota; Viridiplantae; Streptophyta; Magnoliopsida; Malpighiales; Salicaceae
Product: probable aspartyl protease At4g16563
Exons: 1
Coding region: 156-1559 (467 amino acids)
Biological process (GO): proteolysis
Cellular component (GO): extracellular region
Molecular function (GO): aspartic-type endopeptidase activity
Source: RefSeq, a predicted model, not a curated record
CGUCUACCGAUGCUCUCCCUUUUUGGUUUCUUCCUCUAUAAACAAACCACCACUCUUAGCAAACAACAAAAUUUUCUACUCUUCUUAUCUUUACCGAUUCCCUCAAUACCAUAACCAAGAAGAAGAAGUAGAAAAUAGUAAAAUACAACACCUCAAUGGCUUCUUCUCGGUUUCUCCUUCUCCUCUCUUUUCUCAUCUUAAUUUCAUCAUCAACACCAACACCAACACCAACACCAACAUCAACCAUCACCAUCCCUCUAUCAGCUCCUAGCUCCACCAAGCUGAUCAUAUCCUCAAAAAAUCCCUGGGGAGCACUCAAUCACCUCGCUUCUCUAUCUCUUUCAAGAGCCCACCACAUCAAGUCCCCAAAAACCAAAUUUUCUCUCCUCAAGACCCCUCUUUUUCCACGUAGCUAUGGUGGCUACUCCAUCUCUCUCAACUUUGGUACGCCUCCACAGACAACCAAAUUUGUCAUGGACACCGGUUCUAGUCUUGUUUGGUUUCCUUGUACUUCUCGCUAUCUUUGCUCAAGAUGUGACUUCCCAAACAUUGAAGUAACAGGAAUCCCAACAUUUAUACCUAAACAAUCAUCCUCUUCAAAUCUUAUUGGUUGCAAAAACCACAAAUGCUCAUGGCUUUUUGGCCCUAAAGUUCAGUCUAAAUGCCAAGAAUGUGACCCCACUACUCAAAACUGCACUCAAUCCUGUCCACCUUAUGUAAUUCAAUAUGGUUCAGGCUCCACAGCUGGACUUCUACUAUCUGAAACUCUCGAUUUCCCAGAUAAGAAAACCAUACCCGGUUUUCUUGUCGGGUGCUCCCUUUUCUCCAUCAGACAACCCGAAGGGAUUGCCGGGUUCGGUCGGAGCCCCGAAUCACUCCCUUCACAACUGGGUCUCAAGAAAUUCUCUUACUGCUUAGUAUCUCACGCUUUUGAUGACACUCCAGCAAGCAGUGAUCUUGUUUUGGAUACCGGGUCAGGUUCGGAUGAUACCAAGACCCCAGGGCUUCGCUACACACCCUUUCAAAAGAAUCCAACCGCUGCAUUUCGGGAUUAUUACUAUGUAUUGCUGCGUAACAUUGUCAUAGGGGACACACAUGUUAAAGUGCCUUACAAAUUUCUGGUCCCUGGAUCAGAUGGUAAUGGAGGGACGAUUGUGGACUCAGGGACAACAUUCACAUUCAUGGAGAAGCCAGUUUAUGAGUUAGUAGCUAAGGAAUUUGAGAAGCAAGUGGCCCAUUAUACAGUAGCCACUGAAGUUCAAAAUCAGACUGGUUUAAGGCCUUGUUUCAAUAUUUCUGGCGAGAAAUCAGUUUCUGUCCCGGAAUUCAUUUUUCACUUUAAGGGUGGUGCUAAGAUGGCAUUACCUUUGGCAAAUUAUUUUUCAUUUGUUGAUUCUGGAGUUAUAUGCUUGACAAUUGUGAGUGACAAUAUGAGUGGUUCGGGAAUUGGAGGUGGACCGGCCAUUAUUUUGGGGAAUUAUCAGCAGAGGAACUUUCAUGUAGAGUUUGAUUUGAAGAAUGAGAGAUUCGGUUUUAAGCAACAAAAUUGUGUAUCGUGAAAUGGUUCAUUUGUCCUAUGAUAUAAUAUAGUUUGGAAAAGAGAAAUAAUUAGCAUUGGCUCAUCUUUGCUAGAUGUUUAAUUCUUAGGUGCAUGGUAAGGAUGGUGGUGAUGGAUGGUGGUGGCUGCAGCACUGGAAGCACUAGAGGCCGCUGUGAUGGUGGUUCCGGUGAAAUUGUUAAUUGUCGGUCAGCAAGCAACGGUUGGUUGACAAGGUUUACUUUUUCGUACAAUCACUGUUACAAAGGUUGAAAUUAUAUAGAAGAGAUUUUGAAGAAAAUUGUUCUUAUACGGGUUUUCCUUCUUUGUUUUUUCCCCUUUCCUUUUCGUUUUCUCUAUGUGCCUGUUCACGCAUGGUAGCCGUUAUACCUUCGUAGCACUAUGGGAUAUCUCUCCAGCCUAAUCUUUUGGUGGUGCACAAGGCAAAUUAAUUCGUCCUUUUGUUCAACGGUCACUAAUCUAUUUUGUAUUCAUGUAGGAGACAUCUGCUCCAGCGCGUGCUUACUGUUGAAUUGUCGAUGUUCAUGUUGGUCCGUGCUCCUUUAUAUGUGUGUCAUGAAGUGUCAACAACGUAUUUCUUUUUUCGUAUCUUUUCAUGUAGGGAAGCGUCUUCUCUUUCUUUUACUGUGUAAAUAUGACAGAAAAGGUUGUCUGAUGGUUGCAAAGCCCAUAUGUAAGAGUAGGAUAAAUUUGGCCCCCAUGUUGUAAUGGUUAAUACUCAAUUAUGGGUGUGAGUUUCUAGAGUUAAUAAACAUAUGUUAGGAGGACUUUUUUAUUUGAAUAUAUGAACUUUUAUUCUUA